Molecule: messenger RNA, 2138 nt
Organism: Selaginella moellendorffii
Lineage: Eukaryota; Viridiplantae; Streptophyta; Lycopodiopsida; Selaginellales; Selaginellaceae
Exons: 3
Coding region: 86-1858 (590 amino acids)
Cellular component (GO): membrane
Source: RefSeq, a predicted model, not a curated record
UGGCACGGACUGCAAAAACAAAAGCCUUUGCAUAAAGGACGAUGAUUUUAUAGAGCUUUCUUGUUACCUCACAGCGCUGGCGGCAAUGGCGCUAGCAAUGGCCAAGGAACUCUUCUCCAUCGCCAGCAAUCGCUGGAUCAUCGCAGUGUCGGGCUUCUACCUGAUAGCAAUCACCGGAGGCACGCUCACCAGCUUCAGCUUGUUCUCGCAAGAGCUCAAAGUCUCCCUGCAUUACAAGCAAGAGUCCGUCAAUACCAUCAGUUUUUUCAAGGAUCUCGGCACCAGCAUGGCUUUCCUGGCCGGCUUGCUCAAUGCGAGAGUCGGACCCCGUCUCACCAUGCUCGUCUCCGCAUUGCUCAACUUGUUCGGCUACACCAUGGCCUGGCUCGCCAUCACCCACCAGAUUGCUCGUCCACCGGCAUGGCAAAUGAGCUUCUAUAUGUUUCUCGUCGGCGCCUCUGUAGGCUUUGCAGUCACGGCUGUCCUGUCGACCUGUGCCACGAACUUCCCCAAACAUCACGGGAUGCUGCUGAGCUUGCUGGACGGCAGCAAUGACCUGGGAGCAACCACAUUCGCGGUUGUGUUCCAGACUUUCUUCCAGUUCCACGCUCGCUCCUUUCUGCUCUUCCUGGGGCUGCUACCGACGUUCCUGUAUCUGCUGCUUGGCCUCUUCCUCGGGCCCGUGCCUGUCGUCGAGAGGCCCAGCGACAAGCCCAUUCUUAACUCGUUCCUCAUCACCACUUUUGCCUUGGCGGGCUAUCUCCUCGUCGUCACAGUCAUCGAGGGGACCAUACCGAGCAGGCUUCCAGACUCGGUGCCUUUGGUGUUCUUCGGGUUGAUGCUGGUCAUCGUCCUACCUCCGGUUGUUCUGGUUGUCCGAGCUGAGCUUCGAUCACAUUCGAACGGUGCUGGUGUUGUCGAUCAACUGCAAAGCAUCCAGACACCACCGCCAACUGAGAAGUCUGUCGAGCAACUUGAAAGCAUCCACGCACCACCGCCAACUGAUAAGUUUGAAGCUCAGCUCGCGGAUAUGAAUUCCACCCCGAGUGCUCUGCAAGUCGUCGACCAUUCUCAAGCUUCCGGCGCUGGCAGCUGCAGAUGGUUCCAAGUCCCGGCGAGAGGUAAGGACUACAGGCUCGUCCACGCCUUGCUGAGCAUCGAUAUGUGGCUCAUGCUCAUCGCGACUUCCUGCGGCCUGGGAACCGUGUCCACCUUCUACAACAACUUGGGCCAGCUGAGCGACUCCCUGGGAUACUCCACCGCAAGGAUGAACAUCUUCGUGGCUCUCCUCAACAUCUGGGACUUCCUGGGAGCAAUCGGCUGCGGCUUUGCGUCCGAGAUACUCCUGCACAAGUUUGGCAUUGGACGGCCGUUCGUGUUCGCUGCGGUGGUCGGCUUUCUAGCGCUCGGCAACUUGCUCAUCGCCUUGGGCCUUCCCGGCGCGCUGUACAUCGGCUCCAUCAUCAUCGGCCUCGCCACCGGAGGCCAGUGGGCGGUGCUGUCGACCAUCAUCGCGGAGAUCUUCGGGCUCAAGCACUAUGGAGUUCUCCAGAGCUUCCCAAACAUCGCAAAGGGGAUUGGGACGUUCGUCCUAUCAGUGGAAGUUGCGGGUGUGUUUUACGAUCGGCAAGCCAGGAGAUACCGGGGCCCCGACACGCUGGAGGCCGGGCUCUUGUGCCACGGUGCCAAGUGCUACAGCGAAACCUUCUUCGUCAUGGCCGCUACCUGUUUGUUUGGGUGCGCCAUCGCCGUGGUUCUCAGCUUGAGGUCCGCCAAGUUCUACCGUGCGGAGGUGAGGCCCAAGUUGAUGAGAAAAGUUGCUCCUGCUACUGUUGACGAUGGAGUCCAGUCAUGCUAGCAGAGCUUUCAUCUUCCAUUUUUUUUGGGUCCAAGCUGUACAAGAACCAAUGAUCACAUGAAAGGCCAAACAAUAAGAGUAGAAUAGGAUGCUUCCAGCGUUUUUCAAAAAAUAGAACUGGCAAGAGCUUCCGGAGCGACCAAAUGCUUUCUUUCUUUCCUGGAGGGCCGUGCAUUUCAAUCGGAGGGAAGAAUGCUAUCAUCCCAAUGCUAGAAAUACUCCAGCGCCAGAGCGCUUGGGAUCGGAUUCUUACCUCGAUCGAGAGUGGAUGAGAACAGGA